CACACCUGCUUCUCUCCUUCAACCAUCAUUAUUUGAUGAAACUGUGAGGUCUCAAUUUGCAACUCUCCUGUUGUGCACAAGAUCACCUGCUCAAUAAUUCAUCAGGGCUAUGGAAAGCAGCUGGGCUGACCGAGUCUCUCCUCAAUACUUCUCUUCCACAGUUCUUCCAGUUCUUUAAAAGACCAUUGGGAAUUUCAGCUGCAAGGGACCAUGGAGCCCAGCUGCAAGCCCAGGAAGGUGAGGUUCAAGCUGGCCUCGUCGUACAGCGGCCGGGUGCUGAAGCAUGUGUAUGAAGAUGGACAGGAGCUGGACAGUCCAGAGGAGCAGUACCCUCACAGCUUCAUCCACACCAAGAUGAAGAUGGGACAUCUGUGUGGCUUAGAAGACAUGCAGGACCAGAGUUUGUACCCCCCGACAGGCCUGAUCGCCCAGAGGAUAAACGUCUAUCGAGGAGUGACGGGAUACAACUCCCUGGCGUGUGCAGAUCUUCAAGAAGGAGAUAAUAAAGAACCGGUAUUAGAUUUUGGAAAGAUUAUUAUCUACACCAGCAACCUGAAGAUUAUUCGAGCUCCUCACAGAAGAGGAGAAUCUGGAAGGAGUCCUCACCGCAGCCGGGACAGAAAAGAAAGUUCACCAGGACGGGAGUCCCAGAGCAAAGGGAGACAUAGAACAGCACGCUCCCGUGCAGAGGAACCGAACACAAUGACUGAACAAAAGCAGGAAGCAGGCUCCUGUGGACAGUGCGGAGGUUCAGGUUCUGAGCCGUGCUCCCUCUGUCAUGGCAGCAAACUGUCCAUGCUGGCCAAUCGCUUCAACGAGUCAAUCAGAGAGCUGCGCUGUCCAGCAUGCAACCCCCACGGCCUACAGCGCUGCCAGUCCUGCACACACUAACACAUCUACUGCUGCCAAGCUCUGUCAGAUGGACAUCAGACCCUUUGAGGUGUGAACGAAAGUGCAUUUCGGAUUAGUGCUUAAAUAUGAUAGCUUGAGGGUGGAAUGUGCUGCUGGAAAGU
This is a messenger RNA of Carassius auratus (goldfish), 1013 nucleotides long. RefSeq names its product glutaredoxin domain-containing cysteine-rich protein 2-like. The coding region runs from base 211 to 891 and encodes 226 amino acids. Gene Ontology annotation, biological process: sensory perception of sound. The transcript is spliced from 3 exons. The record is from RefSeq and is a predicted model, not a curated record. Lineage: Eukaryota; Metazoa; Chordata; Actinopteri; Cypriniformes; Cyprinidae.